AUGCCAAUGACGCAUGGUACACAGAAAUCACAUGCCUCCCAUACAGGCCAAACAAGGCAGUAUGUAAAAUCUCAACCAACGGCACAAAAUAAGGAUAGAUUAAAAGGGGUACCACCAAACUCAAGGCAAGCUGCUAUUAGGAGGAUACUAGAAGAAACAACUGACAAAGCGAUUAAUAAGGAAUUUGUCCAUAACAUUGAUGGAAUAUACAAUGAACUUCUACAAAGUGCGGGGGUUAACCCUACUAGUGCAGCAGCACCAACCGAACUUGCGGACCCUUUGUUACAGGCUCUGGCGCCUUUGGGAAAGGAUAUAAACGGCAUAGUGGCACUCAUUUACAUCGCAGUAUAUACCACGCAUCAAAAUCUACGUGCAUAUACUGAAAAAAGGUUAUUCCAUUGUAUAUUCGAUUUAAAGGUUGACACCAGGCAACUCUCAAAAUCGGCAACUUCAAGGUUAUUAGUCAUGACGCUACUAAAUACAGACAAUCUAUGCAACAGCACUCAUCUGCAAGACUGCGAAGCGAGGAUUGCCGCCGCCGCCACUUUGGCGGCAGAACUAUUGACCAGGGAUGAAGAGACACCUGGGAGUGGGAAAAAGGAAAAAAAUGAUGUAGUCAAUAACAUACUCAACCUGAAACUCGAAACAAGGAAUAUGAAAAAACUCCUUAACAAGGCACAAUGGGAAGCAUUGUGUACAGACCUUAGAUUCUAUGCGCUACAACCACCAUUGAAACAAAUACCAAAGUUUGUUAAUGGACUUAGAAGAGCUUGUGAUUAUGUAGCUUUCAAUUCAGAUGUAGACCCAAUGGCAUGUUAUGUAAACCUAAUAACAAGCAACUUUCUCAAUACCAGAUUCCAGGUAGACCUGCUGCUGAACUUCAUAGAUAUUAUCGGGUCGCAAUAUCAAACUCAAAAUCCAAAGUCGAAACGCAAGGAACAAUUCGAAAAAAUAGUCGCAGAGGAACAUCGCGAUUCCGUAGCGCUAGUACUAUGGAUCAUUGAUACCGAUAUACUCUUCUUGAUCAUGGCACUGCUAUACCACAAGCAACAUAUAUCACAAUUCAAGACACUGAUACAAAGGGUAGUCAAACAUGGCAGCCAUACCUCAAACGGCUACCUUUUUGCUAAAGCGGUGAUAUUUGCACUCACGGAUAUAUGGAUAAAGGACCAUGAUCCAUUGACGAAUAAGGACAAAAGUGUCAAACUCAGAUUAGCAACCAUCAACCCGUUAUACUGGUUUACAUACGAACUGUGCCUGCAACAGUUCAUCACUAGUGAUGAGCUUGUAGCGGAGAUACGGAAUCUAGGUGGAGAAUCUAUACAAGGCAAAAAGUGUAGCCAUCUAUUCGAUUUCUUGAACAAAAUGGCAACAGAAUGCCCAGGAGAAUAUCUCAUACUAGCAAUAAUGGAAAUCAUGAGAUACGUAAAGUAUAACGUGCAAGUAAUCUCGUUCACGCUCAACUUCUUCCAGAGUACACUCUUGGACCUAUUCAAAAAUACAACGGUCAAUUUCAGCAAAGGGGUUUUCGAAAUUGUUUGCUACUGCAGACAGACGUUCGACUGGGGGUUCAUGUCAAUGCUAAUAUACAGCAUCGAUGCAAUACUCAUGACCGACGAGGGCAUGGCCAGUAAAGGCUCGAGUGAGCAUGAAUUGGCAAGAUGUAUGUUAGCGGGAGGGUUUAUGGAUUAUCUACGCUGGAAAUUACAGCAAAUUAGAGAUGUAUUACCACAAGGUGAUGUCACACGGAAGAUAUUCGUGCCAAAGUGCAGUAUUGUUGCAGAAAUAUUCUGUAUACUCAACCAUGUUAUAGGGACAUGUGACGAACUGUUGGACCUGUUCCAGACCUUCGACGAGCAAUACAAAACGCUGAACCACUACAGGGUACUACUGCUGCCACUGUACGAAGCGAUAAGGGUUAGGAGUGAAGGUGGCACACAUAUAUCCAAGGAACUGUUAGACAGGGUCCAAACAUGUAGUACGGCAAGUGCAUCAAUCUACGCCCGGGAUAAAAUGGGGAAAACAAAAACCAUUGACACCGAAGUUUACAACUACCUUAUAUUUAGUGAAGAUAUAGAAGGGACCACUAAACGAGUUGUUGAUCUAAUAUUCGGAUGUAGACUACACCAAAGCAUCAUCACCGCCGUCAGACUACUCAAUGCAGAUGGAAAAUCAACAAGGGCACAAGCUAUACUCGACUCGCUCCUGAGGAAAUAUGUCAACAGAUUAGCCAUGGUACUCAGAAUAUCCACACCGCCAGACUUUUGCCUACAUACAGUCACAACGGCAAACGAUGAUAAAAGGAAACUGGGACCAAGGCUUACAAUGUUGGCACAAUUUACAGGGAAAUUAUUGUCUUCACAUCUAAUGGCGGCACAUUGCGAUUCAUUGUAUAUGGUAUUUAGGGUACUAAUUGAAGCCGUGAGGCGUGGUAAGAUGGUAUUCCUGGAAUUCGCAAUAGAAGCGGUAAGGAAUAUGGGUAACCUGCUGUGCUACCCAGUGUUCACAAGGCUGUUCAUCGCAGAAGAAGUUAUAUGCAGGCUAUUCCCGAGGAUAGUGGAACACACCAAGGAGGUGCUCGAAGGCAUCGAUGCGAAUAUAUUUGAAAUUCGGAGCAGUAAAAUGGGAACUGUGGUGUUAGAAGAAACGCAGUGUUUGAAGAAAUUUGAUACCAAAGGACGUGGUGGCAAGGGGCUAACCAUUUUGAAACAAAGCCCAGCGGUGGCAUACGAAUUCGAACCGGACCGCAAUGCAGUUACACUACCAUCAAACAAUGCUAGUGCCCUAUUCUCAAUUGUUAACCUUGCUGCAAAUAUAGAAUAUAGAGCAUUACCAACGGAUAAUCUAUGGUUCCAGGACCAACUUACUAUGGAUCUUACAAAUCACUCCCUAGAUGAUCUUUUGGCGAUACUCAAAAUAGAAUUCGAUGUACCACCAAACGCACUAGAGAUCAUGUCCAUAGUAGAAAUGACAUUGAGUAACAAGAAUUUCGUCACACAUGUCGAACAACUAGUCUCAAAUGGAUAUGUAGAUUGGCUACUAUUCAUUCUCUACAGAUAUGUACUUAUCAGGGGGUAUACGCAUUUCCGAGAUUGCAUAGUAUUCAUGGCAACACUCGGAGGGGCAAGGAUGCUGGACGCAAUGGUCAAACUCACUGCAUACUGCCUAAACGUAUUCCUCAAAUAUAUCAGGUCCUGUAGAGACAAUACCAUAUAUCGCAAACUGCUAAGCGUCAGCAGUGGAUGGAUGGGAGCUAUCACAUUAGGACGGAAUAAACCGCUACUCACCAAACACCUGGAUCUCAAGUACCUGAUAUUGUACGCAUACCAAAACGGACUUCUGACAGUGGUUAUACCCGCAGUAUGCAAGUUAAUGAUCAAUGUCAAAAGUUCAAAGAUAUUCAGGCUACCCAAUCCAUGGACAAGCUCAGUUCUAAACCUGCUGGCAGAUAUCGCAAUGUCCAAUGGGCUAAAAUCAACGUUACAGUUUGAUCUGUCACUGCUAUUCAGGAACCUGGAUCUGGUACAAAGACCCAGGUAUAGUACUUCACAAAUCAAAGAUGUACCUGUAAUGGAUAGUGAUAGGAGCCCAAAACUAGGGGUUACCAUGUGGUCACCAAGGGCACCUAAUGCCAUGGGAUUAGGAAUGUCAAUGUUACAACUGGAAUUCCAGGUACAACCGGUUAGCCAGGAUGUACGGGAACUGUUGAAACGUAAAAUUGCAGUUAACCCAAAAGUCUCAUGCCUUAAUACAAAAUGGCCAUGGGUAGAAAUGGUACUUAAUGCCAUAGAAACAUGUUAUAUGGAAUCUUCCGAACUUAUCAAAAAGACAAUGCUAACUUGUGUUACCACUACAAGGAGCAUGAUUGUUACAGAUUUUGCGUCAUGCAAAAGGGAUAUCCUAGAUGUAAAUCCAGAAAUGCUCAAAAUGAGCGCAACUGCGAUGGCAAGUGGAUUAGCAGCAAGCUUAAUUAUGGCUACAGCUAGGGAACAAUUAAACAACCUCAUGAGUUUAAGGUUGCAUAUGCAAAUUUUGUCACUACUAUCAAUGGAACCCACACCAGCAGAUGCAGCACUCACAACUAACCUUGAACAAGUUAGCGGGUUCCUCGCAAAGGAUAACCUAGGGCUGGUAUGCGCGCUAGUGGAGCAGGCCACCUUGGAAUUAAUCACGGGGUACAUAUCAGCAUCAAUCGGAGAAUGGAUGUCAGGAAUUAGAAGUGAUAAUGUACACGUAGAACCUGACCUAACGAUGGCACUACAGGCUAAUAUAGGACUAGAUGCCUAUAACAGGUUUGGCACACUAGUGCCAUUUGCAAUGACAAGGUUACAAACGGAAAAACAACAAGGGAUGCCGCAACAGACACCCUGUGUCAAUGUAAUCCCAGGAGGCAUGCCAGGGUUCGUUAUGCCACAUGGAAAUACAACGGCAACCGAUAGUGCUCCACCAGGGUUUACACAAACUAAUAAACCAAGAGUACCGGGACCACAAUUUAGGUUACCAGAUUAUAUGAUUAUACCACCAAUCGAUAAUCUACCGACGUCGUUGAUAGCCUGCAAAGUAGAGGAAUUCGAACAACGGGUAAAAGAAACAGCCAAGAUUAUAUUGACACAUCCACCCACGAUACCGUUGCUAAAUAGCAAGUAUCUAUAUAGCGCAGAUUCGUCAACGCUACUGCUACUGUCGUGCCUACCAAAAAACCAUACACUCUUCACACUGCUGUGGUCAAUGGACUACAUAUUCCAAAAUGCAGCGAAUCAAGCGGAAUGUGUAGAGGCGCUCAUCAACAGGGUACUCAAGACAUCAAGGGAAAAUACCAAAGGACUAGAUGUCAUAUCGAUUGUACAAGAAGCGGAAUAUUGCCUGCUGGAAAUGGUCAGUAUCGGUUGCCCAUUGGUAAAUGAAAUUGUUACGAACCUAAUACCGUCAUUCGGACCCUCCAAAUUGUGCCAGUUCGUUAGGUAUGGAGUUCUAAAGAUACCAGCUGUGGAUAGGUUCAUAGGCAGCCAAUUAGAUCCAGAAACGUUAUGCAGAACUAUGCAUAAACUUAUACUGGACGGACAGUGGCUGACAGCAGCAGAUUUGCCAAUAAGCAUGAACAAAUUGGCAACGCUCGAUCCAUCGGGGAAGGUGCAGAUACACAUGGCUACAGGACCUGUAACGGUAGAAUUCGGGGAACUACAUAGGAGACUGGCUGCAAGGGUACCAUUGAUGAUCUAUACAAACGAUACGGAUAAUAGAACAAAUAAUAGAAUGAUGACGGGACCGCCUGCAGGGCUAACUAUUCAACAAGGUGUGCAUGGAAACAUGAGGAUGCAACCAGGACAUAGACACACAGGUACGCCAAUGCGCCUGAGAUCGUUACGCCAACUUGUGACCGAAAAGUCACUCGCACGUAACAAAAUGGUUGUAAAACUUUCUGAUAUACCAGGAAAAGAAAGGUAUAUCAAAAUAUUCCAAGAUUACCUUAUGAGCGUAGAUGCAGAUCUCACACCGUUGCUACAAAAUUUCAAUGAACACACACCGGAUGCGUUCCUCACAUCAACACUGAUGUUCGCACUACAGAUGACGUUUGAACCACUGACAACGGAAAUUAGGCUAGACCGCUUGCCGCAAAACUGUCAUGAAUCACCAGUUUGGACAUAUUGUGAUGGGUGGUCUCUAAUGGUCUCUAGGCUAUCGAGAAACGAAAACUUUAUAUUACACAAGGCGUUACACCUGUUGCUUGGAGUGAUGCAACAUGGAGUGGUAUAUAUGUGCUACGAAAGGAUAUUGGUGAAUCUAAUCAACGAAAUGGAAAGUAACCAAACCGCAUUAACAUCACUAGGUUACUUCCUCACGCUAUGCGGGCCUUCAGAAAUGCCGGAAUUUGGGGAAUACUGGAUUAACCUGAUAUCACGGAAACCGUUUGUACAACAGGUUAUACAAAACCCAAACGAAUGGCCUCUGUAUCACCAAUUGUUGAUAGAAGCACUGACAUCGCAACAUGCAAAGACACCAGCAGUCAGCUUCAUAUUGGUCACGCUGAUGCAAAAAGUACCAGAAUUUUUAUGCGGGUACUAUCUUAGCCUGUGUGAUGUAGUGCCGCCCAGAGCAAUGCAGCUGCGAAAUAUGCUGACCUGCGCUGUACCAAGGAGCUUCAAACUCCCCAAUCCCAUUAUGAUGUGCGAACAUAUAGACAUACCGUCGCUGAACUUCACGAACCACAUCAUAACGGUUUUAAAGGUACCAGGAUUAAAAGCAGCAACAGAUAUGUUUGUAUACGAACCUGAUGAUGCACUGGUACAUGUCGUGAUGAAGGAGCUCAAGGUACUGGAUCCGAGCACUUUCGACGUGGUACUCGCGAAUCAUUACGUGCUCUACCUCAUCACCACACUGCCAACGAUACUCAAGAAGAUACCAGCAAGCAGGCAUUUUGCAAAUAAUAGCCUGCUACUUCUUGAAAAGGUUAUGCUUAACUGCAUAUCACAGGCAAGACAUAUGCUACUCAGCUGUAUGACCAACCACCUGAGGUACCCAAACACAUCCACGUUCGCAUUUGUAACGUUCAUGCUCAGGCUAUUCAGUAACGGAGAGAGACCGAUACAGGAACAGAUAACGUUGGCACUGUUGGAGCGACUGUUGGUCAGCAGGCCACACCCCUGGGGAGUGUUGCACUUGCUGUUCCAGUUGGUCGAGAAUCCAAAAUAUGACUUCUGGAAUAGACUACAGGCCACACCGGAAGUUGAAAAACAUAUAAGAAGGAUCAUACAAGGCUGUGUAACAAGCAAAACACCGCCACACCCGAACACAAGCGCAAAUAAUGAACAUUUUUUUAUUCUUAUGCAUAGCGGUAAUUAUAAAAUUCACGAACCCGAAAUUACGGUGGGAAAUAAACAAGAACGCGGAUGGCUACUGAUAGACAUGCCCUUCGGGAAUUUUAACCAAAAUGCCGUUGUUAUGGGAUAUGAAUAUGAUAUAUAUAAUGAAAAAGCGACAGAAAAACUCAAAAAAAGAGUAGAACAAUUCAUACUUCUCACAUAUCGAAAAGGGUUACAAAUCAAAAUACCAAGUUUCUACGCUAAACACCUAGAAACAAAGUGUAUGUGGCUGAUAAACAGUAAACAUGAGCUUAUAACGACGGACUAUGGUUGGGGAUGCGCCCUCAGGGCAACCCAAAUGGCAAUGGCAGAGGCAUUACAAGCCACAGCGGGAGUAGAUGAUAUCAACAAUAUGGAAAAAAAACAAAUAGUCAAACUGUUUUAUGAUACCAUACAAGCACCAUUCUCUAUAGAAAAUCUAGUCAUGGCUGAUACUGAAAUAGGGGCAUGUAAGGAACUCUCGUACGACGAAGAAGAAUCUUUAAAAAAACUAUUCGCAACAAAAUGGUUCAGAGGAAUGGUUGGAGGUGAACAAAAUAGACCACGUGCAUACUAUUUCGUUGGACACCAAGCAAACAUGGCUUUAUACCUUGACCCGCACGAAUACAUAGCGAAAAAACUAGAUGAAUCUAAUGAUAUGCCAAAAAUAACAACCAAAAGACUCAAUAAACUCAAAUGGAAUCACCUAAAUCAAUCAAAGACCUUAUGUUUCACCUUCAAGGUAAGAUAUACACACAAUAAAGCCAUUAUUAUAAAGGAUAAUAAAGAUAUAACACAUUUCCUGCGGGCAACGACGCGUCCACACUUACGCACGCUGCCAUUCGAAAUAACGUAUGAAACAUAA
Babesia sp. Xinjiang is the source of this 7704-nucleotide messenger RNA. It is a transcript of the gene cnot1, whose product is annotated as CCR4-NOT transcription complex subunit 1. Lineage: Eukaryota; Apicomplexa; Aconoidasida; Piroplasmida; Babesiidae. Gene Ontology annotation, molecular function: molecular adaptor activity; protein-phosphatidylethanolamide deconjugating activity. The coding region runs from base 1 to 7704 and encodes 2567 amino acids. The transcript is spliced from 4 exons. Gene Ontology annotation, biological process: nuclear-transcribed mRNA catabolic process, deadenylation-dependent decay. Gene Ontology annotation, cellular component: P-body; CCR4-NOT core complex. The record is from RefSeq and is a predicted model, not a curated record.